This is a messenger RNA of Gossypium arboreum, 4138 nucleotides long. RefSeq lists its product as uncharacterized. The transcript has a single exon. The record is from RefSeq and is a predicted model, not a curated record. Lineage: Eukaryota; Viridiplantae; Streptophyta; Magnoliopsida; Malvales; Malvaceae. Gene Ontology annotation, biological process: meristem development; meristem maintenance. The coding region runs from base 1988 to 4018 and encodes 676 amino acids.
UUAACUCAACCCUACGCUCUUUAUUCCCAAAUUGUAGCCCUUCCAUUCCAGGUUCAAUCACUCGAGAUCUGUAAUUUUUUUUUCAAUUUUAAGUACGAAUAUCCAAUUCCGAUGGGUUUUUUUUAUAAUUAUUUUGUCUUUUGCAAUUUCUCUUUCCUGUUAUGAGUAAAUUCUCAGUUAAAAUAUUAAUUUUCAUCUCAAUUAUGUUGGAUGCUUUUCAUGUUAGUUAAAAGUAGCCUGAUUUGUUGAUGAUAGAUAAUUCCAUUUCUGAUGGAUGCUCAUGAUUGUUUUUUUCUGGGUUUUCGUUUAUUUUAUGAGGACCGAUUAAAAAAAAUCAUGUUCAAUUAUUUAAUGCUGAACAAUUUCAUAAUCCCUAUGAUGAUUUCUUAUUUUAUUCUAAAAAAGUUGAUAGGCCUGAUUUCUAUUUGAAGAAUAUAUCAUUUUGAGGGAUAUAACAAUUUAAAUUUUUUUUAUAGUGAUAUUUUGUAAGUUAUUUGUGUUUUCUUGCUUAGAUUAAAUGCUUUUGGUAUUGUUGUUUUUGUGUUUUCCUUAGAAUGUUAACCCUACACUAACUUGCAUCCCAAUGAUGAUAUGGAUUGUUAAAAGUAGUGCCUGAUCUAUAUAUUAUCAUUUGAUGAUAAAUACAUACUGAGGGAUGCAUAGUUUUUUUUUCCCCCUCUAUGUAGUUUAGCUUUUAUUAUUGUGCUAUCAAUUCAGUAUCUAACUGGUUUUCUUACUAUUUUGAAUCUCAAUGAUGAUGAUAUGCAUUGUUAAAAGUAGUGACUGAUCGAUCGAUGAUCAGUUGAUGAUAAGUACAUACAUAGAGGGAUGCAAAAUUUUGCUUGAACUUGGUGGUGUUGUUCAUUAAUGAACACUUUUUUUGUUAGCAGUAAUUAGAGAUUUAUGUAUAUUAAUAUUGUGGCAUCAACUGAUUUUGGAAUGGCAAGGGGUCUGAUUUCCUUGUUAGCACUGAGGAUUGGCAGUGUUUUGGUGUUGCUGGCUGUUAUCCUACACUAAUUUGCAUCCCGAUGAUGAUGUAUAUCGAUUGUUAAAAGUAGUGUCUGAUAUAUUUACAAUCGUUGGAUGAUAGAUAAAUACAUACUGAGGGAUGCAUUCUUCUCUUUUUUACUUGUAAUGAGUAUUUGGUUAUCAAGACUAGCAUUAUUAACGAAAUUAAUAUCUAAGUUCAAUCCCAAGGCAGUUUAUUCCAAGUGAUUUGGCAAUCUCAAGGUCUCGAAUGAUACAACCAGGCCUUGCUGCUCCCGGAUUCUAAAUAAAAUAAAAUCAUAUAUUCUAUUCAAUUAUAUAUUAAUAUUCUAAAUAAAAUGACAAAACAUUCAAAAUACAAGUAAAACUAACUAAAUAUUAAAUCUAAGUUAAAGGCAUGUAAAAAUAUAAAUUAAUAGAAGCAUAUGAAAUUCAAUAAUUAAGUUAAAGAAAGAAAGGGAUUGGACUGAAUUGUAAUUGGAUUUGGUGGAUUGGAUUGGAUUUGAAAUCAGUACCUAAUAGUUACUAAAACCAUUUUACUAUUAUAGUACAAGCUCUUUUAUCUGAUUUUUUGUGGAUUUUCAUUUAAAUACCAAUCAUUAAAAUUGUUGAUGCAUGGAUCAAACAAGGCGAAACUUAAGUUACUCGCUUGAUGUUAGAGGCAAUAUGAAUACCUGGUAAAGCUUCUUUCUCUUACUUUAAAUCUAACGGCUUAGAUUAAAAGGGUCACAUCACAUGCGGAUUGCAUGGAAAAGAUUGCACACCCUAAAAAGGAGACGUUAUUACCAGAAUACCCUUAAAAAAUAACUGGCUUGCAGAACAACAGAAGAAGGCGUGAUUUGGUUUAUGAUCAUCGAACGCAGCAUUCUCCUUCAUUUUUUCUUGAUGAGCAAGCAGAGAAAACAAGACUUGCUUGUCUACUGAUAGUGAUAAUGAUAGUGAUACCAUUUUUUUCUUUUCAAAAAAGUGAGUCGGUAUCUAGUGUGAAGCAUUGGAUGCAAUGGUGGAACCAACAGGUAAUGAAAUUGAAAAUGAAACCAUUAUUGAAGAAAGGGAAGAACUUAUGGUUUCACCUUUUGCUAAUGGAAAACCAUGUUUAAGAGCAGCCCAUUUUCUUAAACCAACUUUAUCUUCCAUUCAUGAACCAAUCCCAGACCUUUUUCCACUUUCCCCUUCUUGUCUACACUACAUUUUCUGCCCUGAACAGUGGCCUUUAAAGGUCAGCUUCACUGGUUGGAGCAACCCCAAAAAGGCUUGGGUUUUUUGGAUUGAUAUCCUGCGUCCCGUGUACCAACCUAUCUGGGAGAAGGCUGGUAUCUUUGAAGCAAUAAUGAGCUCAACUUACUCGACCAAAAGAUAUUAUAAUUUGGUUAUCGGUUUAGCAGAGAAAUGGAACCCUGGAACCAACACUUUCAUCUUCCCUUGGGGUGAAACAACAAUCUCUUUAGAAGAUGUGUUGAUUUUGGGAGGCUACUCUGUUGUAGGCUUCCCUGUUACAUUCUCUGGUGAUAGCCAAGAACUCAGGGAAGCUCAAGAUAAACUGGUUACAGAACACAAGAACAUCAGAGGGGAUACAUGGAGAAAGAUCUUUCUAACAGAGUGGAUGGAUUAUUUUAUAGGAAGCGGGAGAGAUAUUGAGCAUGAAGCAUUUCUUUCAUGGUGGUUGACAAGGUUUGUUUUCCAAGAUUCUGUUGGAUUCAUUUGUAAAAGAGUGUUUCCAAUUGCUUGUCUUUUAGCUAGGGGCCAAGUUGUGGCACUAGGACCUGCGGUUUUGGCUAGCAUUUACAGGGACUUGACUUUAUUGAAAGAAACCAUUGCUGAUUCAACUAAAUAUAGGAGUACUGAAUUUGAUGAUUGUGUGUCAAAAGUUACACUUUGUUCACCAAUGAAGUUGGUUCAACUUUGGGCAUGGGAAAGGUUCCCAGCAUUGCAGCCAAAUCCUAAUGUGAUCCAAGAGUUUGACCCCAGAUCAGCUAGAUGGAACAGUGUGAAAUUUGUGAAAGUUGAAAAUGUGAGGAUGGUUUUGGAUUCAGCAGGCGACACUUUUGGUUGGAGGCCUUAUGCUAAAAUUGUUAAUAACAGGCAGUGUCUUGAAUUUUACGAGAAAGAAGAGUGGGUAUCAAUUGAUAGAAAUUUGAUUAAAGAAUUAGUAUCGUUUGCUCUAUGUUUGAGGCCUUCGGAGUUGGUUGGAUUAGGACCAGGAUGCAUACAACAGUACCUGCCGCAUCGAGUAGCAAUGCAGUUUGGAAUUGAUCAAGAUGUACCAUCUCAUGUUGCUCGGUCCAAUAAGUCUCCGGAAAUCGCUUGGAACAAUUACCUGAGGCCAAUUAAUGGUGGAAAAUUGUAUAUCCCAUCUCGUUUCUUCAGGUCUGACGUGACUGUCCGAUACUUAGAAUGGUGGAAGAUGGUGUCAAUGCUGGUUCAACAAGAUGUGAUAAAGGGUAUAGUGCGGAGAAAAAGGAGUUCAAGGAAGAGGCCGAGACAAAUUCCAUGGGUGAAAGCUAAAAAGGGAGAGAAUGAGGCCAGCAUUCCUCCCGGUUUCCUUCCCAAAUUAAUCACUGUGAAACCUGAGCCUUUUAUUGAUGAACUUGAACCUGAAGCUUUUGAAGUGUCUAAACAGAAAGGCAAUGUCAUUACUAGACCAGUUGGUCAUGAUAAUUGCUUUCUUGUUAAGGCUCAAGGUCACUCAUCUUCAAUGGCAGAUACUGGAGGAUCUGUAAAGAUGGAGUUUUCCAUGACGCCAGCUCAAACGGCUAUAGAUAUCAAAGAUCAAAGUGAAGAAACAGCAAGAGUGAGGAGAGAAGCAAUUGAGAGCGAAUUCGAGUGUUCAAUGUAUAGUAAAGAUAACAUCAGCAAGAAUGGUGAAAGCAGUAGUACUUUUGAAGUCAACAUGAUAGCUUCCACACUUGAAGUUCGGGUUGCCAGGCUUGAAAGAAUAGUUUCUGAUCUAAUGCAGCAUAGAAGCUUGGAAGAAAUCCAAGCAAAGAAGACAGCUAAAGAAAACCUGGCCAUAGUCAACCUAUACAUUUGAUUCAGUAUAUGUUUUGCAUAUGAGAUUGGAUAUAUAGACACGAGCCUACAACUAUGUAUUUAACUUUAACCCCGUUAAUUUUGCAUAGAUGGUAUAAUGCUAUCUCAGCUUCUAUCAUUA